AGUUAUCAUCUCCAUCUCCUACUGUGCUUAGGCGAAAGCGCAACGGUUAUAAAUGUGGAUGCAAUUAUUUAUAGUCACUGCAUUUGUGCCGCUGGUCUUGUCUUUGCCGUGUUCGUCAGCCACUGGGGAGUUGUUGGAGUUGUAGCUGCCUUGUGGGGACUGCCUGCCAUCCUCUCUCUCUCUCUCUCUCUCGCUUUCUCACUCUCUCUUUCUUUCUUCUCUGUCUGCGACUUCCAAAUGGCUGCUGCUGCUGCUGCUGCUGCUGAGGUUAAUAAGCCUCAGUCAUCACUUCCUCCUUACCCCGAGAUGAUAAUGGCCGCCCUCAAAGCGUUGAAGGAGGAGAAUGGGUCCAACAAAUCAUCAAUUUCGAAAUACAUUGAAUCCGAGUAUGGGGACUUACCGGCCGGUCAUUCGCAGCUGCUGUCAGACAACCUCAACCGGAUGAAAGAAAGUGGGGACCUCGUCUUUUGGAAGAACAACUACAUUAAAUCGGACCAAGCGCCUCCACGUCGAGGUCGUGGCCGCCCCCCAAAGCCCAAGGGUCCCCUGCCGCCCAGUGCCACUGCUCCCCAGCUGUCCCCUGCAAGGCCGAGGGGCCGCCCACCAAAGGACCCAAAUGCUUCUCCCAAGCCCACCAAACCCAAGGUUGCUUCGAGCACCGGCAGGCCAAGGGGCCGCCCAAGAAAGAUGGCCAAGCCCAGCGGAGGCUUAGGCAGGUCCGCAGAGGUGGCAGCAGUAGCUGCUGCGCCUUCGGGCCGGCCGAGGGGUAGGCCUCCAAAGGUGAAGGCUGCAUCCGCUGAAGUUAGUGUAGAGACAUGAGAGAGAGAGAGAGAGAGAGGGAGAGAGAGAGAGGUGUUAUAGUGAUUGAUGAGAUAUUAGCCGUCUUUAAUUUUUGUUUGUUUGGGUGUCUGUAUAAUCUAUGUUUUGGUUGACUAACGUGUCUGUCUGUCUAUGUAAUUUGUGUGUAUAAUCGCCGACGCCAGAGGGAGAGUGUGUGGUGGACUGGACUGGACUGGACUGCUAGGGAGUUACUCUUUGUUUGAUGGCUAAUUAAUAUUCCUUUGGUUAAGGAACGAUCUGUGGUUGCAAUGCAAAUAUGAUGAAUUUGGCAGGUUUAUUAUCCUA
Messenger RNA from Punica granatum (pomegranate), 1125 nucleotides. Lineage: Eukaryota; Viridiplantae; Streptophyta; Magnoliopsida; Myrtales; Lythraceae. The record is from RefSeq and is a predicted model, not a curated record.